Molecule: messenger RNA, 345 nt
Organism: Colletotrichum orchidophilum
Lineage: Eukaryota; Fungi; Ascomycota; Sordariomycetes; Glomerellales; Glomerellaceae
Product: small nuclear ribonucleoprotein
Exons: 3
Coding region: 1-345 (114 amino acids)
Biological process (GO): mRNA splicing, via spliceosome; spliceosomal snRNP assembly; nuclear-transcribed mRNA catabolic process
Cellular component (GO): spliceosomal tri-snRNP complex; U6 snRNP; P-body
Molecular function (GO): U6 snRNA binding
Source: RefSeq, a predicted model, not a curated record
AUGCUCGUCGAGCUCAAGAACGGAGAAACUCUUAAUGGCCACCUGGUCAUGUGCGAUACGUGGAUGAACCUCACAUUGAAGGAGGUUGUCCAAACAAGUCCGGAAGGCGACAAGUUCGUCAAGAUCCCCGAAGUUUACGUCAAAGGAAACAACAUUAAAUACCUACGAGUGCCCGACGACAUCAUUGACGUGGUGAAGGAGAACCAACAAAACCAGCAAGGAGGCUUCCGUGGUGGCAGAGGUGGAUCGAGAGGAGACCACGGCGGCCGCGGCGGUGACAGAGGACGUGGAAGAGGUCAGGGUCGUGGGGGCAGAGGAAGAGGAAACCGUGGCGGUGGGCAAUGA